AAAUUAUUUCUGGGACCAAGUUGUGACAGCUGGCGAGCGUUCAGCCAGGCGCGUUCCCGCGGCGCGCCCCCGAGGGCGUGGAGGAGAGGAGAGAGAAACCCUCGACGGAAAGCGAGGGUUAAAAGUGACUCAGCGGAGCUUCAAAGAGCGCUGCUAGUGAAAGAGGAGCGGACACGGCGAGGGGAUACAAUGCCUGGAGUGUCCGUGUGUUUUUAAACCCGCGGUUGUAGAUCAGCAGCCCAAAGGAGAAGUGGACCUGUCGAGAGGCUGGUAUUUGCAUCUUCCUGUGCAUUUAAGCAUGUGUGAAAGAGCAGAUCUGCUGCUCAGGUUAUUAGUGCUUUGAGGAGAUGGUGCUGUGAAAGCGCCAGGAAGCAAACACUGAAUUAGUGAAGAAGUGGACUCUCGAGUUCUGCUUGUACCCCUGAUGUGUGAUUAGAGCACCAUGUUGGAGUCUCCAGAUCCGAGCCUGGAGAUUGCGGAGUGGCUGUCCAGCCUCCGCCUGUCCCAGUACACCUCAUGUUUCCAGCAGGGAGGCUACCAAGCCGUGGGAGACUGCAAGGACCUCACGGAUGAUCGGCUCUUGAUGCUGAAAGUGCUGCCAACAGGCCACCGAAGGCGCAUCCUCCGGAGUUUGGAAGCACUCGGGGUAAAUCCGGAGAGUGGAAAAGAUGACGAAGAUACGCAGGGAGGUUUAGAGGGCAAAGAUGAUCAAAGUUGGCCGGUCCCACUUCCAAGAAAUGUCUAUCUGCAUGACAGAAAGAGGGGGAAGUCAUGUGAGCCUCACCAACCAAAGGAUCGCAAGGAUUUGGGAGGGAGCCACACUUUGCCGGCUGGAGCAGGAUUGGGAGUGGAGAAUAUUUCCGACACCCUGAACCUCGUCGUCCCCCAACCAGCGCCACGUGACCCCCGGAACAUCCAGACGUCUGGAGGCGCUCAUAGCUGCAUGCCUCCUCCUCUGCACUCCAGCAGCAGCAGCACCAGCAGCAGCGAAUCCCUUUCAUCCUCUGAAAUACCCUCGGAUUGGGAGGUUUCCUCAGACUCUCACAUGGAUUCUGUGCCCUCUGCUGCUGAAGACCCUGCACCAACCGAGGGUCCUGGGGGUGCUCACGUUGAAAUGGUUGAUAACUUAAUAUACGAGACACAGCCUUCUUAUAGGGGUCCUGCACGUCCUCGACCAACUCGCUCCUACCGAUUAAGACACCGACCUGUCCCUGAAAUCCCCAAUCGGAUACCCUUGCCACUCCAAGACAGGAGCGCAGCACAAACAACCAGCCCUGAACACCUAACCGGCUCAGAGGGUCCCACCGGUGCAAACGGCAUACAGAAAGCUUCCCUUCAAAGGACUUUGACGCCUAUUGCUCCCUACGGAGAAACAUUCUUGUACAACAGCCCUGAAACUGCCUCGGAUCAAGGUGCUAAAGAAGGGUUGGAGAAGGGGUUUAAGGCCAAGAUGAAACCGAGGGAGAUGUCCCAGGAGAGCGAGUGUCCGGCAGACCCGUACGCAGAUGAGUACUCAACGCUGGACGAGUGUGCCGGCAUCUUGCCGCCGGACAGAUCGGAGCAAAGUUCAGCCAUGACCUCUGACGCCGCUGCGGUCGGCUCAUCGGCCUCUGGCCCCACAGACGAAUCCAUAAUCAUGGUGGAGUGUGAUCUCUACUCGGAGCCUGCAGAUGCUCUGGGGGCUGUCGCGGCGAAUGCACUGCCCGAUAUUUCUCCGUACGCAUGUUUCUACGGAGCCCCCAAACACCAGGUGCUCAAAGUGGGCUGGCUGGACAAGCUCUCACCUCAAGGAAACUGUGUCUUUCAAAGGAGGUGGGUGAGAUUCAAUGGGGAGAGUCUGGCGUACUACAACAAUGAGAAGGAGAUGUACUCCAAAGGUAUGAUCCUGGCCAGUGCCGUCAGACAGGUACGAGGACUGGGCGACAACAAGUUUGAGGUUGUCACUUUCCUCCGGACCUUCACAUUCAGGGCUGAAAGAGAAGGGGAGCGCCAGGAGUGGAUGGAAGCUCUUCAGACGGCCACACAGCCCCCCGCCCGCGGCUCCCAGAAGCGCUCCGACACCCUUUCCCAUCUCUCCUCCACAAACAAGCGAGGCUUGCUGGAGCUCCGCGGUUACAAAGGCAGAGUGCUGGUGUCCCUGGUGGGGAGUAAAGUCAGGCUCUGCAAAACAGAACAGGACUAUAAAGCAGGGCUGGCUAUCGGUGAGGUGGAACUGACUGCUGCCAACAUCAGAGACGUGGACCGCAGGGGCUUCGAAGUCAACACACCCUUCAAAAAUUUCUGCUUCAGUGCGGAGUCGGAGCGGGAGAAGGAGGAGUGGAUUGAAGCAGUCAAAGAAUCAAUCGCUGAGACGCUCUCCGACUAUGAAGUGGCAGAGAAGAUCUGGUUCAACGAGGCCAACCGGAGCUGCGCCGACUGCCACGCCCCGCGGCCCGAGUGGGCGUCGGUCAACCUGGGCGUGGUCAUCUGCAAGAAAUGUGCAGCUGUGUGUCGAUGUUUGCCAGGACAGCACCGCUCCCUUGGUCCAAGUCUGUCCAAAGUGCGGAGCUUAAAGCUGGACAGCAGCAUCUGGAGCAAUGAGCUUGUGGAGCUCUUCCUGGAGGUGGGGAACAAGAAUGCUAACAGUUUCUGGGCUGCUAAUCUCCCCUUGGAGGAGGAGCUGCAUAGCGGGGCUUCCGCCGAGCGGCGCGCCACUUUCAUCCGCAGGAAGUACAGGGAGAGGAAGUACAGGCGGCUCCUGGAGGGCUUGCAUGAGAUGGAGCAGCUCAAUCAGGCACUGUGUGCGGCUGUGGUGUCACCUGACGUGCUGCAGACCAUGGAGCUCGUGUUCAGCGGGGCUGAUGUUAUGUGUGCCACUGGGGAUCCCACCUACUCCACCCCUUACCUCCUGGCUCAGCGUGCUGGACAGAGACUGCAGAUGGAAUUCCUGCACCAGAACAAACUAUCAGAUUUCCCCAGACUGGAGCCGUGGUCGGAGAACGCCUCCCUGUCUGAUGCUUCCCUCUUCAUGGACGGCUUCCUCUACAUCUCCUCCGGCCCUUCCAAGAUGCCACUGGAUCGGCGAGGAAGAGAUGACAUGGUACGCCGCUGGUGUACGUUGGAAGGUGGAUCCCUGAGUCUCUACGAGAGCGAUCGAAGCCCCACAGCCAUCGGGAGAGUGGACGUCACAGAAGUGGUCAGCCUCGCUGUGAACAACUCAGAGACGAUAACUGGAGCCGGGGCUGUGUUUACCGUGGAGCUGUACCUGCAGACGGAGCGGGUGCUGAUUGUCGGGGCUGAAACACAGGAAACGCAGCGCGACUGGAUACAAGCGCUUACAAAGUGCUUUGUUCCCAGUAAGGUGGAGGGACUGGUGCGUAAAGAGGGCGAACUGAUCGGCAGACUCCUCUACAAAGAAGGUUAUGACCUUUACCACUGGAGGAUUGGCUGGUUCCUGCUGGAGGGCUCUGCCUUGCACUACAGCUCAGGAGACGAGCAGGGAGACGAGGAAGUCCUUCAACUCAAGCAACUACAGGAGCUUACUGUCUCUACACAUACAGAGGGUGAGGACAAGAUCCAAGUCCUGUUGAUGGUGGAGUGCGGAAGAACAGUUUACAUCCACGGCUUCAACAAGAUGGACUUUUCCCUGUGGCACUCUGCCAUUAAAAAGGCUGCUGGCACUGAUGGAAAUGCACUUAGUGACCAACAGCUGACAAAAAAUGGUGUCCCUAUUAUAGUGGAUAGCUGCAUUGCUUUUGUCACACAGUACGGUUUGUGCCAGGAGGGCGUCUACCAGAAGCCCGGGGAUCCAGCCCGGGCGUCUCUCCUCCUGGAGGAGUUCACCCGCGACGCCCGCAACGUGAAACUGAGGGAGAAGGAGCACCAGCUGGAGGACGUGACCAGCACCUUGAAGAGCUUCUUGUCCAACGCAGAAGAUGCGCUCCUGACCAAGGAGCUGUAUCCGUACUGGGUGUCGGCCCUGGAUGAGAAGCACGAGCAGCAAAGAGUGAAGAAGUACUCCGCUUUUAUCGAGAGUUUGCCAAAGAUCAACCGGUCGACCUUGGAGGCUCUGCUGCAGCACUUAUACAGGAUUCAACAGUGUUCUCACCUCAACCGCAUGCCGAGUGAAAAAUUGGCCUCCGUCUUCUCCUCCUGUUUGUUCCAGACUCGGGGACAAACCCCACAGGAAAUUAGCGUGGUUCACGACCUAAUCAGCAACUACAUUACACUCUUCAGUGUGAAUGACGAGCAGGUGCAACAGAUGGAGAGAGAGAACGGCUUCAUCGCGCGCUGGAACGACAAGAAGGACACCGCAUUCUGUCCAGCCGGAGAUUUGAUCUUUGAGGUGUAUCUGGAAAGAAGAGAGCCAGAACAAUGCUGUUUGAUAAAGGUCUCUCCCAGUAUGCGGCCCUCAGAGCUUGCAGAAACUGCACUGAGCAUGAAGAAUGCCACUCUGAGGCCAGAUGACUUCUGGACCACCUUUGAAGUCAUUGAAAAUGGAGAGCUAGAGCGUCCUCUGCACCACAGCGAAAAGAUUCUUGAGCAGGUGUUGGAGUGGAGUACGCUGGACUGUCCCAGGUCUGCUUUUCUCAUUAUAAAGAAGUUUCCGGGGGCCAAAAGAAUAGCUGAAGGAAAAGCAGGCCAAAGGCACUUUAUAAAAGGUGACCAUCUGAAGUUCAGUGACGGCUCCUCCAAACUGCUGUCGGGGCACAAAUUUCAGGACAAGUACGCUGUGCUGCGAGCAGAGAAGCUGCUGGUCUACCGGGAUGUCAAAAGCAAUAAACCAGAGAAAGAAAUCCAGCUGAAGUGUGCGAAAUGUUACUUUGGCCUGAAGAGAAAGCUCAAACCUCCAAACAACUGGGGCUUUACGGUGUACACUGAUAAACAGCAGUGGUACUUCUGUUGCGACAAGAAAGAGACACAGGUCGGCUGGGUGAUGGACAUCAUAGCCAUGAAGUACGGCUCGAACCUCCACUCAAAGACCAUCAACUCCAAAGCAUCAGCAGAUCCCAAAACCUCCAGGGGAGUAGCUGCGACAGAGGGCCUCCAAGUCCAGCCACAGAACCACAGUUACAGCAAACAACUUGCAGACAGGAGGGGUUCUCACCCAGAAGUAGGUUGCAGUACCGACAAGGCCGCUGGUGCUCAUUUCAAAACCCUAACCCUGCCCAGGAUCCCCAAGUCCAGUGAGCUUCCCAAGACCCGAGAGGUCCAACAAAGGAGAAUCUCGUUGGAUGUUUGCCUGCCGCCACGAGUCCCUUCUCCGUCCAGGAACCAGCUGCCCAUGCCGUUGCCCCUCCCACCUCCAUCCCUGUCCAGGAACCAGCAGCCCAUGCCGCUGCCCCUCCCUUCUCCAUCCCUGUCCAGGAACCAGCAGCCCAUGCCGCUGCCCCUCCCUCCUCAGAGCAGCUGUAAGGCCUUGGGGAAAAAAAUGUCCUUAGGUGGGGAGGCUAAUAUGCCACCGAAUCUUAUGAAAGAGCUGAACUCCGUCCUGAGUAAGACUGGUCGCAAAAACAAUGACUAAUAGAGCACCCGGUGUAAAUGGAGGCAUUUCCUUUCAUUAAUACUUCCUAGCACUGCGGAGCUUACGGAUGCACGCAUGAUGCAGGAAACAGGUGCGGGAUACGUUCAGGUGAACCUCAGCUGAACACGACACUGACCCAAGCACUACACGCUUGAUUCAUACCGCGCUUUCAUCCAACCUAAGAGCGCAGCAUAGACCCAACCAGUUGGAAAAGCAUGUUCAGCUGUCAAAAAACUUGGAAAUGUUACAAAUUUAUUUUUGUGCUUUUGUACUUCUUUUUUUCAGAAGAGCCUGUUUCAAAGAGAUUUUAAAGAUAACUUUAUUGAACAUUUAUGCUGUUAAUGUAAUAUUUUUGUUAAUGUUUGCUUUUGUUUGGUUGUACUUUUAUUACAAAUUGUUCUAAAUAUAGCUGUAAAUGUACAGUAAAUAGUAUCACUUAUAUUUGAAAUGCUUCUCAGGAUGGAAAUACUAUACUGUGUUUUGUGUUCGUGGGAGCAGAAAUAGACAGUGUUGCAUCACUACUGUUAUAAACUCCUUUUUUUUGGCCAACGAGAUGCAGUAUUAACUGGUACAAUGGGGAUUUCAAGAAUUGAGUGUUAUUUAUUUAUGACAAAGUGAACUUUUUUAAUCAUUUGUUUAUAUGUAACCUUUAACUGUACAUCUGCUAGCAGUGGUUUUUUCAGCUUCUAAUUCAGUGGCAUACCAUUUUAAAUUUUAAACUGGCUGCCCCAAAUGUAAUUUUAAUGUACAGCAUGAAUAUAUUAAUAAACACUGGAAAAUGCUUUGA
Molecule: messenger RNA, 6290 nt
Organism: Cololabis saira (Pacific saury)
Lineage: Eukaryota; Metazoa; Chordata; Actinopteri; Beloniformes; Belonidae
Gene: arap2
Product: ArfGAP with RhoGAP domain, ankyrin repeat and PH domain 2
Exons: 34
Coding region: 443-5503 (1686 amino acids)
Biological process (GO): positive regulation of GTPase activity; signal transduction
Molecular function (GO): GTPase activator activity; protein binding; phosphatidylinositol-3,4,5-trisphosphate binding
Source: RefSeq, a predicted model, not a curated record